Messenger RNA from Trichoderma gamsii, 5229 nucleotides. Its product is annotated as helicase SWR1. Lineage: Eukaryota; Fungi; Ascomycota; Sordariomycetes; Hypocreales; Hypocreaceae. The record is from RefSeq and is a predicted model, not a curated record. The transcript has a single exon. Gene Ontology annotation, molecular function: ATP hydrolysis activity; ATP binding; histone binding. Gene Ontology annotation, cellular component: Swr1 complex. The coding region runs from base 1 to 5229 and encodes 1742 amino acids.
AUGCCCGAGACCGCGUCGCCCGACCAUGUGCUUCCGGACGCGGACUCUCUAGCAUCAUCAACAGCAAACAGAUCCCUCGCCGUUGACGCAAGUGACGCGCCGCCCGUCGAGAUAGAGGGCCGAGAUGCCGCAGCGGAAUCCCAUGCGAAUGGACAUGUCCACGACGACGCGACGCCUGCUCAGGCAAAUGGCCACGUGCUGCAGACAGCCGAAGCCAUGGACGACCAUGGAGACAACGACGGCGAGCGGCCGGCGAAGAGACAGAGGACGCGGAAUUCGACUCCUCCACCGCCUGCCGUUCGAAAGCUGAAGCCUAUAUCGCCGCCGUGGAAGAAGAUCGAGGCUGACGGGCCAACAUCAUUCCAUGAGAACGGACGGCGCAAAUCUGGCCGCAUCAAUUCGCAGCCUGUCCCAAGCGAGCUGCCCAGUACGAAGCGCACAACGAGGCAUUCUACCAAUGGAUCGACCGGAAACGUGCUCAAGGAAAGCCCACUGCCUAAUGGCAAGUCCAACAAGGCCGCAGCAGGUGGCGCAUCCAAACAGAAACCCACAAGCAAGACGACGCCAGCUCACUCUACUCCCGCCGAACCGAAUUCGAGAUAUGGCUCUAGGAGGGGUGCUGCCCCCGAACCUAGAGCAUCCUCCAGACUCUCGCGUCGACGAACUCCUUCGCCCCCUCCGCCAUCCCUCAGACACUCGACACGCACACGAAGAGGAGCCGCAGUUGCGCCAGAUACCCCGACCAGCGUUGCCAAACAAAAUACGUUCGAGAGCUCCGGCAAAUCACCCCGAUUAAAGCUCAAGGUUGGGCCUCGGCUCACAGUGAUUCCCUUGGUCCAUCCAGACCAGGUACGCAAGCGACCGCGAAUUGGGACAGAUUUCGAUGACUUCUGGGAUCGAGCUGGGAAUAUUCCGGUAGAGGAGGGCGGCCUCUUGACGUCUGAGGAUGGACCCCCUUAUACGAACGAAAUGGCGCAAACCGAUGCACGAAUGGUUCUUCGUAUUGAGCGCGAGGUCGAACCGGGGGGGCUCCUUUCAAUUCAACGAUGCUCACUAUUCGUACCUGAAGGGGAAGAAGAGCCGCCAAGACAGUGGGCUCGUCAGGAUCAUAUGACAAGGGCCGCAAGCAACUUUCGAAAACUCAUGAUUAUAGAACAACAACGACAUCGAUCAGUGGCUAAGAAGCUUGCUGAAGCAUGCCGCGAGGAAUGGCUACGCCGUCAGCCCAAGUCUGCCGAAGAGAUAGAAGCAGAAGCCAGAGCUGUGUGGCUGAUGCGCUAUCGCGUUGUCCUCAGAUCACUCUUUGGCACUUGGGAAAAUGUUCGUGCAGAAGUGAAUCGGCGGCGAUUGGCACAAUGGGAAGCAGAUGAGCAGAAGAGGGUCAAGGCUGCCCUCAACCAAGCCGUCAGUUUAUCGGAGCAGAAGCUGCAGGCACGGCGCGCUGGAGGUGUAGAUUCCGAAUCUCUCUACGACGAAGAUGAUGGCUUUGACGAUCUAAGUGACAGCGCUGAUGGAGAAGACGGUGAAGUUGACGAUUCGCGUCUGGCUUCGGCAGAGACAGAUGGCAGCAGUGAUGGUGGCGACGAAGGCGACGAUAGCGACAUGAUGUCUUCUUCUGAAGAUGAAGAAGAUGAAGACCAGAAAGACGUGGCAGAUGAAGGCCUUACUCAGGAACAGCUGCGGGCGAAAUAUGCCAACAUACCUGAGUUGGAAGCCCCUGAGGAGCCAGAGUCGGUCGCCGAAAAUACAGAAACCCCUGGCAUUGCAGAAGGAUCAGAUGCCGAGACCAGCGAUGAAUCAGUGGACAUGGACGACGACUUGGGAUCAAGUGACUUUGACGGUAGUGGCGAAUCUGGAGAUGAAGGGUCAAGCGAUGAAUCGGGAUCCGAAGACGGAGCCGGUGGGCUGCUAGGGCUGUUCUUUGGAAAGUCGGAGCUUAAAGCAAUGUCAAAGGGUGAAGCAAAGGCUGAAAGUCCCGAACAAGAAGUGGCUCAAGCCGUUGAAUCUGAGAUGGAUGUUGCGCAGCCAGACCCUGAAUUUGAAGACGAGGAUGAAAUGUCGCUUGUCCGGCACCCUGAUUCGAUAAACGGUGACGAUGCAAAAGAAAAUGGCGAUGGUACUAAUGAUAUCCCAUCUACACUGGAUACCGAGCCAGACAGCAUGGAAACCGCAGAACAGCCUGUUACUGAAACUAAGGAGUCGGAUGUUCCCCCUUCAGACCAUGAUGAUAUGGAGGUGGAAAAUGCUGAUCAGGACACUACGAUGGCAGAUGUCCCAGCGGAUUCGCCAGCUACCGAUGCGUCAAAGUUGGAAGAGAUUAAGAGCAUUACAGCUUCAGACAAGUCUGCGCAUCCUGAAACAGAAAUUGCGAAUGUUCACUCCGAUACUUCUUACGACACAUCACUACCGGCGGCAGUGGAAGCCAAGUUGGAAGCAAAGCCAUCUGAGAACGAAACGUCCUUGGAAGAGCAACAGACUGAACCAGCGGAAUCAAUACCUACCGUGACUGACGAAGUUACGACACUUGAGCCUUCCGCUCACAAAGUUGAAAUUCCGCCUCUCCUGCGAGGAACACUACGCGAAUAUCAAAGACAAGGUCUCGACUGGCUGGCUGGUCUUUAUGCAAACAAUACCAAUGGCAUCUUGGCAGACGAGAUGGGUCUUGGUAAGACGAUUCAGACCAUUGCGCUGCUGGCGCAUCUUGCCUGUCGUCACGAAGUCUGGGGCCCGCAUCUUGUAAUCGUUCCCACCAGCGUCAUGUUGAAUUGGGAAAUGGAAUUCAAGAAGUGGUGUCCUGGCUUCAAGAUCCUCGCCUACUAUGGCUCUCAGGAAGAACGAAAGAGAAAGCGACAGGGAUGGAACAAUGACGAUGUUUGGAACGUCUGUAUUACUUCCUACCAGUUGGUACUUCAAGAUCAACAGGUGUUUAGACGCCGUAGAUGGCACUACAUGAUCCUAGAUGAAGCGCACAACAUCAAGAAUUUCAAGUCGCAGAGGUGGCAGACAUUGCUAGGAUUCAAUACACACUCACGACUCCUCCUGACUGGAACUCCUCUGCAAAACAACCUGACAGAACUAUGGUCACUACUCUUUUUCUUGAUGCCUGCGGAAAAUGGUGUUGGAGGAUUUGCAGACCUGCAAGAGUUCCAUGACUGGUUUCGCAAACCUGAGUCACAGAUUCUGGAGAAUGGAAGAGACCAGAUGGACGAUGAAGCGAAAGCCAUUAUCGGGAAGCUUCAUAAAGUAUUACGUCCAUAUCUUCUUAGACGUCUCAAAGCCGACGUAGAGAAGCAAAUGCCAGCCAAGUACGAACAUGUCGAAUUCUGUCGGCUUUCAAAGCGUCAGCGUGAGCUGUACGAUGGGUUUUUGGCACGCAGCGAUACGAGGAACACGCUGGCGUCUGGCAAUUAUCUCUCCAUUAUCAAUUGUCUGAUGCAGCUUCGUAAGGUCUGCAAUCAUCCCGACUUGUUUGUCGACCGUCCUAUCAUGACCUCAUUCCGCAUGCGCAAGUCCGUAACCGCAGAUUACGACGCUACAGUGAGGGCUGUCCAGCAUUCUUGUUUCUCAGAAAGCCCGAUGAGCUCUGUCAAUUUAGCCUUUCUAAAUCUAGUACCGACACAGCAUGAGCAUCUAUCUACGAUGAAGGCUGAUAGCAUUGCCCAAUUAAGCUCACACCGCAUACUGAUGGAUCUCCGAGAAGCACAGAAAAGUCGAGCGCAAAACGCCUACACAACUCUUGAUCCAGGCACGGUAGAAUCGAAUAUUGCCUAUGUAGAGAGUGCUGCCAGAUGGGGACGCUUUGAAGAAUUGCAGCACUGUGUCUAUCUCAAUGCCCUUCGUCGCCAGCAGAGGCCAAUCUAUGGGAGCAAUGUUGUUGCAUUACUAAAUAUCAACGCCCAUAACCCUCUUCGCAAGCCUCGACCUCGAGUGCCCCGGAAAAUCAUGGACUGGUUCGAGUCCGACUCGGCCUUUGUGCAGGCAUUAACUCCGUCUCUUGACCAGAGAGCCGAUAGCCUCAAGACUACUAUUGAGAAAUUCUCUUGCGUCACGCCCGCAGUCGUGACUCGAGACCUUGACCAGUUCAUUCUGGGUCGCAAGGGCAUCGAGGCGUUUACGGAUGAAGACCUCAAGCUAUCAGCACCAGUGCGAUGGGCGCCCUUUAUGCCCAAGCAGCCCCCCUCGGAUCCAUGGCAUGAAGCCCGAAUGCGUCUUACUAUUCAGUUUCCCGACAAGCGCCUCCUUCAAUAUGACUGCGGCAAGCUUCAGGCCCUGGACAAAUUGCUUCGCAGGCUACAAAGUGGCGGUCAUCGCGCGCUCAUCUUUACGCAAAUGACAAAGGUGCUUGACAUUCUUGAGCAGUUUUUGAACAUUCAUGGACACAAGUAUCUACGACUUGACGGUGCCACGAAAGUUGAACAACGUCAGAUUUUGACUGAUCGCUUCAACCAUGAUUCACGCAUCCUUUGCUUCAUCUUGUCCACUCGAUCAGGAGGACUGGGCAUUAACCUUACGGGCGCAGAUACGGUCAUCUUUUACGACCAGGACUGGAAUCCGGCCAUGGAUAAACAGUGCCAAGACCGAUGCCAUCGUAUCGGCCAAACACGCGACGUGCACAUUUACCGUCUUGUUAGCGAGCAUACCAUUGAAGCGAAUAUUCUUCGCAAGGCAUCGCAAAAGCAGAUGCUAGACGACGUUGUUAUCCAAGAAGGAGAGUUCACUACGGAUACGUUUGACCGCCCUUCUGUCAGAGACGUCCUCGGCGAAAAGGUCGAUUUCAUGAGCGAGGGCGUUGCUGCUGCAGAUGCCGCUCUUGAUCUGGUUCUUGGCGGAUCUGAAAGCAGCAACGACCAACGCCGCGUUGGCCGCGUUUUCGAGCAGGCCGAAGACAAAGAAGACGUCGCUGCCGCGCGUGUUGCAGAGAAGGAGAUUCUCGCCGACGACGCUGACUUUACGGAGAAGGCUGGCGGACCUGCCUCGGGCACAUCAACAGCACGACAAGGAACGCCAGCGGGCAAGUCCAUCUUUGACGGCGGCAUCGGCAUACUAGAUGGCCCAGAAGAAAGCGGCAUCGACACAAUCGAGGAGUAUAAUGCUUGGGGAGGAAGACUGGGCAAUAUUGAUGACUAUAUGCUUUCGAUCAUGACCGAGGAACUGAAGUUUACGAAACUGGAAUUGCCAAAGGAUAAGAAGAAAGGGAAAAAGAAGGGCAAAGACACAAGGAAACGGUAA